Messenger RNA from Phodopus roborovskii (desert hamster), 2121 nucleotides. RefSeq names its product solute carrier organic anion transporter family member 6A1 (gene Slco6a1). Lineage: Eukaryota; Metazoa; Chordata; Mammalia; Rodentia; Cricetidae. Gene Ontology annotation, biological process: transmembrane transport; sodium-independent organic anion transport. The transcript has 13 exons. Gene Ontology annotation, molecular function: protein binding. The record is from RefSeq and is a predicted model, not a curated record. The coding region runs from base 1 to 2121 and encodes 706 amino acids. Gene Ontology annotation, cellular component: membrane.
AUGGACCAGGAAACAGAACAAACACAAGACAGUACUGAGCAUGAACCGGUGGAAGAGGAACCUGAGAAGGAACAAGAGCAGUCUGAUGAUCCCAAUAAAGUAUCCCCGUAUCUGACAACAUUUCCAACUGCCAUGAUGAAGUUUGCAAGUUUCAGAAAAAAUAAAGUGCCUGACUCUUCAAACGCCACGAAGGUACCAGAUGCAAAAAAGCAGCCCUUGGAAGGGCCAUUCGCCUUGGGCCCUCUAGUCUUCCCUAAGUUACAGCGUUUCAACAACAUUAACUUCUUCCUCAUUUUGUACUGUAUGGUGGUCCUAGCUCAAGGUCUUGUAUUUGGUCUUGUUGGGCUGAGUAUUGGACAUUUUCAGAAGGAAUUUUAUCUGUCAAGGCCAGAGAAGGUUGUAUUGAUCUUCAGUUAUGAUGUUAUAUCUUUGCUGGUAGCAAUACUUGUAGCAUACUAUGGAAGUAAAUGGAACAGGUCCAAGUGGGUGGCAGCUGGAGCCUUUUUAGUGGGACUUGGAUCCAUUUUUUGUGCUAUUCCAUACAUGAAGUACGAAAUUGUAGCACCGAUGGAAGAAAAUGAAGAGUUAUGCAUAGAAGAUGAAGACCGGUCAAUGGCAGAAUGUGGGGAAAGCCUAGUACCACACAGAUCAGAGAUCCUCUCUCUCUUCAUCUUCGGACAGUGUCUCCAGGGACUUGCAGGGAUGCCUAUUUAUAUCCUUGGUGUGAUCUUCCUUUAUGACCACACGGCCACACAUUCAGCUGGCAUCUAUCUAGGUAUUGGUGAAGCUGUACAAAUACUGGGAUAUGGUCUGGGUUACACCGUGGGAUCACCAAAUCUUAAGCCUCCAAAUAAUCAAGCUUUGAACGAAGAGAUAACUUACAACUUUCUAAAGGAGCAAAUCAAUUGGUGGGCUGGUUUCCUUAGUGCUGCUCUACUUGCAUGGUUUGCAUUUUUACCAUUGUUAUGUUUUCCAACUAAUUUACCUGGUUCACACAAGCUAAGACAUCGGAAAGAGAAGGAACCUCUCACCUUUGACAAGAGACUUAAAUAUAAGAAAUUUGGACCUAAAUUGAAGGAUUUGCUUAAUGCUCUCCAGUGUCUCUCCAAGUGCCCGCUACUGAUAUGCCACGCAAUGUGCAAAGCCACAGAGUCCUUGUCUUAUAUUGGAGCUACAGAAUUUUUGCCCAAAUAUUUAGAAAAUCAGUUUUUGUUAACGCCCUCACUUGCUACUCUGCUUACAGGAAUUAUUUUAGUCCCAGGAGGAGCAAUUGGAAGUUUCCUAGGAGGUCUCAUUGUUUCCAAGUUGAGAAUGUCUUGCAAAAGCCAGAUGAGAUUUGUAAUGGUGACAUCUAUUAUAUCACUUCUGCUUUUUGUAUUAAUAGCUUUUGUAGAGUGUGAAACGGUGAAAUUUGCUGGAAUCAGUGAAGAUUAUGAUGGGUCAGGUAUCAUGGGAAACCUCACAGCUUCAUGCAAUAUGCACUGUGGCUGUGCAAGCACUGUCUAUGCUUCUGUGUGUGGGAGAGACGACAUCGAGUAUUUCUCUCCCUGCUUUGCAGGCUGCAAAUCUAAGAAACACUUAAACAACGAAAAGACAUACUACAAUUGUUCUUGCAUUAAAGAAGGAUUGACAACUGCAGAUACUGAAGGUGAUUUUGUUGAUGCCUUUCCUGGGAAAUGCAAUACCAAGUGUUUUAAAUUACCUUUGUUUUUUGCUUUUUUCUUUUCUGCAAUUACUUUUUCUAGUUCAUCUAAUAUACCAAUCAUCUUGAUUAUCCUCCGAACUUUACCUCCCAAUUUAAAGUCACUGGGCAUGGGUGUGACCUAUACAACUUUGAGAUUAUUUGGAUCCAUCCCUGGACCAAUACUUUUUCGAUUAACAGCAAAUAGUUCUUGUAUUUACUGGGACAUUAAUAAAUGUGGAGUUAGAGGACGUUGUUGGAUCUAUAAUAAGUCGAAAAUGGUCUACAUAUUGUUGGGACUAUGUAAUGCUUGCAAAUUGGCCACAACCUUCCUUAGUUUUUCUGCACUUCAUAAAUAUGAUCUUAUGGUUGGUGAAAGUUCUGAGAAUCUGGACCUGCCUGAAAAGGAAGCAAAAGAAACCAGAACUAGACAAAAAUAA